Populus nigra (black poplar) is the source of this 2252-nucleotide messenger RNA. RefSeq names its product transcription factor bHLH112-like. The transcript is spliced from 7 exons. The coding region runs from base 182 to 1585 and encodes 467 amino acids. The record is from RefSeq and is a predicted model, not a curated record. Lineage: Eukaryota; Viridiplantae; Streptophyta; Magnoliopsida; Malpighiales; Salicaceae. Gene Ontology annotation, molecular function: DNA-binding transcription factor activity, RNA polymerase II-specific; RNA polymerase II cis-regulatory region sequence-specific DNA binding; protein dimerization activity. Gene Ontology annotation, cellular component: nucleus. Gene Ontology annotation, biological process: regulation of transcription by RNA polymerase II.
GCCCGUACCCCUCAACCGUUUCAUAUAUAAUAUUACAUAGAUUACAUUCCCUCAGCCAUAUAAUAUAUAGCUUCACUAUAAAGAGAGAUCAUAGCUAAGCUAAGCUCAAAGUCACAGGUUGCAAGAAGACACACACCCACAAAGAGAACUCGAAGAUUAUUAAUACAACAAGUUUUUGGCCAUGGCGGAGGAGUUUCAGGCCGGGAUUUGUGGCGAAAACUGGUGGAUGAAUUCGUCGAAAAGCGUGUUCAUGGGCGGCUUGUCACCAUGUUCUACGGUGAGCAUCGCUAGUGAUCAUAUGGGAACUUAUGGAUCAUGGACCACGGCUGAUAUGGUAGACUUGAAGGCAAGGUCAAUAUCAUGCAACGAGUCUAAUCAUAUUACUACCUCAGUGUCCGAUGCCUCUAUACCUUUCCUAAAUUCUCAGAAACCUCAACAGGCUGAUUCAGAUAGUGGUGGUAGCAGUAUUUUGAUUGACUCCACCUUGCAAAUGAUGGGGUAUGGCCUUUCGUCGUCAUCUUCGUCAUCAUCGGAUUGGAACCAAGCUUUACUUCCUGGGAAUGGAAGAACUGAGAGUUACAACUCCAUGAUGCAAGAAGAGAUGAAUUCAGGAGGACUAAACUCUUCUCAAAUCCAAAAAGAUUGGAGUCCAAAGAGCUAUACAAGCACUGCUGAAGAUUUUUCCUUGGAUCAACAAAGGCUAAAUCCGGUUAACAGUUCCGGCAAUUCGCCACCAACUUGCCAGGGAUUUUCUACAGGCUUUUCAAUGGAGCCUUCAGCAUCUUAUGGCUACCCUUCAACAUUGAUACAAAGUUUAUUUGAACCUGAAUAUCCUCAACCACAACAAGCACAAUCUCUUUUCAACAACAGGUUCAUGAAUUACUUGUCGCCAACAGCUCCAAAUUAUGGGACCAACAUGACUGAAUUGUCAUCUCCUUCUUGGCCUAAAGUAUCUCCGUUAAUAAAAUCUUCUUUGCCAAAGCAACAGCCUAGCACUUUGCACUUUACUAACAACACACACUAUUGGAAUGCCUCGCCAACUGGAAUAAACGAUAUUAGAGCAAACCUUUUACCCUCAUCACAGUCUCAAUUUCUUCUGCCAGCUUUUGAAGAGAAAUCCAAUUGCUCCAACCUCACUACAAAGCCUAGCAAAGAAGUUCGAGACUCGGUUUCGGUAGUUAAGAAAGGAAGCGAACCAGCUUUCAAAAGGCCUCGAAUUGAAACACCAUCUCCAUUACCAACCUUCAAGGUCCGGAAAGAGAAGCUAGGAGACCGAAUAACUGCCCUCCAGCAAUUGGUUUCACCUUUCGGAAAGACUGAUACUGCAUCGGUUCUCCAUGAAGCUAUCGAGUACAUCAAGUUCCUUCAUGAUCAAGUCAGUGUGUUAAGUGCUCCAUAUAUGAAAAAUGGCAACCCCAUUCACCAUCAGCAGGCUCCAGCUGACAAACUGAAUGACCUAGAAGGGCCAAAACAAGAUCUAAGAAGCAGAGGACUAUGUCUUGUGCCUGUCUCCAGCACAUUUCCUGUUGCUAAUGAGACCACAGCUGAUUUCUGGACACCAACAUUUGGUGGUACUUUCAGGUAGAAGGAUGAUAUAUAGUAAAGCUAGCUAAACGUACAGCUUCUAUCCAAUGAUCAAGUACUGAUUCUAAAUAUCUGUAGUGUUGUAUCAAUCCAACCAAGAUGGAAGGAAAUGAUCAUAACUUCAAUAUAGGAAUUGAGAAGAUUAUAUUAGGAGCUGAGCUACUGCAUUGCUGUGCUAGCUAGCUGUAUCAGUCUUGAACGAAAAGCGAAAGAAAAGAAAUGAAAAAAGAGAAAAGGGAACUCAAGCUUCAUAGAUGGACAGACAAUGCUGGGCCAGCUGCAAGAAGAAUUAAUGAUGUUAGGCUAGCAAAUGAUCAUUAGGAGCCUCUGGAGAUCAAGAAUAUUAUAAAUAUCUAUAAGGAUUAUUAAUUAAUCCAAGUUGUAGUGCUGGUUAAUUAACUAGUAGUUUAAAGGUGGGAUUAGGCACAGGAACAACUGCUAAAUUCAGCUAAAUUUAACAAUAUUUGUGAAAUUAGAGAUUAACUGUAUGUUGUUGAUUGUUAUAUAUGAGUGGGGUGAAGUUAGCAGAUUGGGAUAGAAGGCCUUUUGUUCCUGUUGCUCUAAGAUUGUUGUGGAUGGCACCACCAGUCCACCUUUUUCAAUAUAUUGGCAUUGUUAUUAUUGAUGAAAGAAAAAGAAAAACAGAAAUAAAGGGAUCAUUGUACUCA